Dicentrarchus labrax (European seabass) is the source of this 5257-nucleotide messenger RNA. RefSeq names its product microtubule-associated protein 7b (gene map7b). NCBI's taxonomy places the organism in Eukaryota, Metazoa, Chordata, Actinopteri, Moronidae. Gene Ontology annotation, biological process: microtubule cytoskeleton organization. The transcript is spliced from 20 exons. Gene Ontology annotation, cellular component: microtubule cytoskeleton. The coding region runs from base 879 to 3350 and encodes 823 amino acids. The record is from RefSeq and is a predicted model, not a curated record.
UACUCUGCUCUUUCGCUUUCCCACUGCGUCAUUGGUCCAUGUGCUGCUGUUGUCAGGGAAACCCUUUACCGGUACCGGCUCACCUUCCACCGCUGGAUUUGCACUGAAUAUUUUAACGGCCCUGCUGCCCUCUGUUACCCGUGUGUCUGUGGGUCUGUGUGUGCGUGUGUGUGUGUGUACUGUACAGUCAGUGCCUGUGUGAUGUGAUGCUUCUGACAAGUUUGCAUUCACAGAAUAGGCCUAGCAAUAGAGAGGCGAGGAGGGAAAAUGGGGCUGCAGUAACAGUAGUGACAGCAGCAGCCGCAUCUCUUGAGGAGUGAGGAAGUCCAGAGAAGGGCAAUUUUUCCAGCUCUCAACCGAGCCAGUCUUUUGGAUUAAGUCUUCUUUUCUAAGCCAGACUACAAGAGCUCAUCCUCAGACUCGGUCGCACUCUCUCUGUCUUUCACUCUUUCUCUAUGCCUGGCACUGCCAUCGCAGUGUGGACAUGCCACAGUGAACAGCUCUGUUUGACUGUUUCUCCACUGUCCCUCACCAACUCUGCACGUUUUUCUUUACUCUUUUCUUUACCUACCUCAUUUCAUAAUUUCAUUUCCUCCAUCUCUCCUGCCAUUUUUGUUCUGUCCUGUUCCUUCUCUCUUCCUCUCCCUUCUUUCUGUUGUCUCAGACACAGAGCAGCAAUGUGCAUCCAGUGGAAUUAGCUUUUAGCAAUAGCUGUUAACUGUCCACGUCUUCACUGAGAAGAAGGCUUUUAGGGGUGACCCCAUCCACCACCAUCGUCUGGCAUCCACCACUUGCCCCCCCACCUACCACUGCAGGGUGAGAUGGGCAGGGGUUGGGUGAGUUAGCCACAGGCUCGAGGGUUAGCAACAGGGCAGGCGAUGCCAGAAAGUAAAGGACGAGAACAAGGAGGAGGUGGAAGUGGCUGCACACGGGGCAAGCGGAAGCUGAGGAAGGGAGGCAGCCGUUCAGCAAUCCCCGCUCUCUUCACCAUCACUGAGGAAGAGGAGGGGCAGAGACGGAGAGAUGCUUGCAGGAGGAAGAAAAGAGCGUCUUACUCCCAGUAUAAAUCGGAGGAUGGCAGAACGUCUUCAGCCACCCGCCCCAGCUCUGCGGGCUCUGGGCAGACCUACACUCCCACCCUGACCCCUACCCCCACCCCGACUCGCACCACCACCAGCAACAGCCCCAGUAACAAUGCUGCCACGAAAACAGACUCAUUACUCUUCAACAAGAUUGACGAGAGACAGAGAUUAGCGCGUGAGCGCCGAGGGGAGCGUGAGAAACAGAAUGCUGUCAAGGAGGCCCAGUGGCAGGCGCGUGAAGAGCGUGCUAGGCAGCACUAUGAGAAGCAAUUGGAGGAGAGGAGGAGAAGGCUAGAGGAGCAGAGGAUAAAGGAGGACAAGAGACGGGCUGCCGUGGAAGAGAAACGACGGCAGAAACUGGAGGAAGACAAGGCUCGUCAUGAGGCGGUGAUACGUCGGACAUUGGAAAGGAGCCAGAGAACCAGGCAGAAGCCCAACCGAUGGUCUUGGGGAGGGGCACUGAACACAAACACUCCCAGCACACCAGCCGGUUUUGUCGAGUCGGCUUUCCUCUAUCCACUCGACCUUGCUGGACUGGAGCACAUGCAGAGUGCUUUCAGUCUCUACCGCAGAUACGGAAUGACCUCCCAAUAUGCUGACAGGCGGUCAGUGUCCACGAUGAAUUUAUCCAAACACACAGACCCUGUUAUUACCAAGCGUCUCUCCUCUUCCUCUGCCACACUCCUACACUCACCAGAUCGAGGCUUACAGAUGAGAACAGCCUCCUCUCCUGUCAUUAGCAAAGCUCAGUCCAAACCCCGACUACACCAGGGAAAGACCACCCAGCACAAAAACACAGGCCUGCGCCGUCUUCCAUUGACGCCAUGGGAGAGCAACGUGGUGAACCGCCUGCAGCAGCCAACACACUCCUACUUGGCUCGUAGCCGCAGUGCCAUGAGUCUGUCUGGAGACCAAACAGCCAUGCCUGUGUGUCCUCGCUCAGUGUCCUGCCACCCCAUGGGCUCCAUGUCCUUCAAGGCCCUGCAGGCCCAGCCACUUCCUCACUGCCGCAGCCAUGAGAGAAACCUUAGCAGGGAGACGGCCUCGUCUUCCUCCAAGACUGCCCGCAGGAGGACCAUCGGCGGCCCACAGCAUAAGGACCGUGAUAAUGUCAGGAAGUCAUGGAGCAAUCUGUCACUCCCAUUGGCUCCCAUAUUGACUUUGCCCCCCAACAAGCACUCCUCCUCUCCAGGCAAGAAGAACAGCAAAGAGACAGCACCCUCUCCUGGCAGGCCUCCACAAAAGUCAGCAGGGCGGCCCCCGACCCCCAAACUGCUGAAGUCUCCGGGGCCAGAGGACCCUGGAAACCUUCGACCUUUCAGGAUCACACCCGAAAUCCCUCAACCCACCAGAGCUCAAGAAGAGGAGGAGAAAGAGCAGGUCCUCAGUCCUCCUCAGCCUCGACCCCAGCCACUAGGUCAGAACAAGACCAACAGUGAGCAGACACCAGCAGCAGCCAGCGAGAGUGUAAGCAGUCCUCCAGCCUACAAGCCCUCAGCAGGCACCACAGAUCCAGAGGAGGCGAGUCGUAUCAUGGCUGAGAAUCGUCGACUGGCCCGCGAGCAGAGAGAGAAAGAGGAAGAGGAGCGCAGGCAACAGGAGGAGCAGGGAAGGUUAGCGAAGGAGGAGAUGGCUCGCCGUAAGGCAGAAGAGCGAGCAAAGAGAGAGGAGGAGGCGCAACGUCAGGCAGAGGAGAGAAAGAGAAAGGAGGAAGAGGAGAGAAAGGAGGAGGAAGAGAGACUACAGAAAGAGAGAGAGGAGGCAGAGAGACAGAAAGAGGAGGAAGAGUCUCGACAGAGAGAGGAGGCAGAGCGACUGAGGCAGGAGAGAGAGAAACACUUCCAGAAAGAGGAGGCUGAACGCCUGGAGAGGAAAAAGCGUCUGGAGGAGAUCAUGAAGAGAACAAGACGUUCAGACACAGCAGAGAAGAAAGUUGUCCCUAACAGGAAUGGAGACAAUACAGCUCCUAGCCCAUCUGCAGUGACUGUGUCACCGACACACAAUAGCAACAGCAACGGUCGCCAAUCUGACCCCGACCCAGACCCCAACCCCACCGCACUGAGCCAUCCUGACCAGACGGAGAACGGGGAGUUUGAGGAGGUGAUUGUUCUGCCUUCACAGUCCAGGUUGUCUCCUCCUGAGGGAGAGGAGCAGCAGCAGCAGGAGGAAGAGAGAGUUCCUGUCGUAGCCUUCCGGGAGAACGGUCUCCUAAAGCCCCAAAGUGGAAUAGAGGACAUAUCAGCCCAGCAGGGACCAGAUGUUGCCUGAUGCCCCGAUAGACCGAGAUGAUUCCACGCCUAGAGAGACAGGAAGUGAGACGGUCAGAGAGAGGUAACACAGAGUUGUUGGACUAAAUCAAAGGAAGGAGUCGCAGCAUCACAGCCAAGACCCUCCCCACGACAGAAGAGCACUGAAGCCAUUUCCCAAAGAUGGUGUCUCCAAAGAUCUACCUAAUGCAUCUCCAGAGAGAAGUUACUCGUCCCUCAACAAACUCUAUGGGGGACAGAUCCGUCUCCCUGUCUCCGAACAUGAUUACACUCGGUCAUAAUGUUCCGUGUACAGCCCCAACUACCCCUCAUUCUGAAGCAAAAGUCCUGAAAUCACAAGAGGGCUUUGAAAGCCUAUUCCACCUUGUGACUCUCUUGUGAUGUGUGCGUUUCUGUGUGUGUGUGAAUGAGAGACUAAUAAUAAUGUAAACUGAGAUCAGCUGUAAAGUCUUCAGCCCUGAUACUUGAAGAGUUUUUUUUCUGUCGCUGUUGAACACACUGUAAUCAGACUGACAAAAUCAGUGACGUUUAUAACUGGAACUCGCACAACAGGCUCCGAAUUACAAGGUCUCAUUAACGCAUUUCCUCUCUUUAUCUGGAAUCUCGUAAUUGUAAUGUUUCAACAUUGCUUCUGAAAUGUUACACCAGAGAUGGGAUGUAGGAGUGAUAUCAGUGCAUGAAGUUGUAUUAAGACUGCAGGAAAGUUCAUGUCAUGUAAUAUAUUUUUGCUGUGUCUACAGUGUUUAAGACUGGAGGUUAUUAUUGGGGUGAGGCAGGGGCGUUGGAGCAUCAUGGAGUUUGAGUUAAAUAAUGAGAAAAUGAAAAUACUGUUGUCUCAGUUGAGAAUUAGGUUGUAAACUUAUGAUUUUUUUGUUUAGUUUUAUUUAAUUGCUGUACAGAUAAAAAUGUGAUUCUUUGUUUCGUCCUCAUCCUUACUUUACUUUCUGCUCAAAUUGAGAAAAAAAAAGAAAAUCUGCUUUGACGUCAAGUCUUUCAUUUGUCAGUGCUGCAUGCUACGUCCUGUCGCACCGUGUAACCUGGUGGGCAGUGUUGGAGGACUCCACUGUAGCUUAGCUGCCUUGUGUUAAUUUUUGUUUUGGCCAAAGUACAAAAUGGAUUAAAAUAAUUAUGAAUUAUUGUUAACUCUGCAGAUCUGAUCUUUUUGAUGAAGGAUUUAAGAAUAAAUGCUGCUUAUUUUGAUGUUCCUUUGCCUUACCGCAUCGUAUGAAGAAUGAGGUGACUUGUCUGUACUCAUCCUCACUGAAAUGAAGAUAUACGCAUUCCCAGUAUGGCAUUCUGGCCACGCCCAUAAUCUCCAGUGGCUUUCUUUUCUUGAUGUGUUAAAAGUAUGAAAGAUCAUGCUAAAAAUGCUGUGUGAGUCUGUCUGUUAUAUCGUCAUACAAGAGCUAUGUCAUGUUCAUACAGGUUUUCAUGACAGGGAUUCAAGUAAAACCCUGCAACCCAAACAUUACACUUCUGUGAUAUUCCAUCUUUUCUCAUCUUUCUUCGCAUUCUGUUCUGAAACUUUGCACUUACUUUCCUCUUCAUGUUCAAAUCUUGCCGUUCUACCAAAAUGGAAGGAAACUUCAGAAGGAUUAAGCAUGUCUUUGGUUAUGUAGUGCUGGUUUCUGCCAGUAGUACAUAGCAUUGUUAUCAACAUGGUAACUUGAAAAUGUAUUGCUUUAACAGAAGCAAAAUCACUUGUAAAUGACAUUAUACAUAGAUAUCCUAUAAAUUGUUUAAAAGUUGAUAUAUUUUACUAAGACUGACGAGGCUUUGAAAAUUAACAAGCCCUUUACUUCCGAAGAGGGGCUGUGUAUGAGAUCAUUGAACCACUGUAAAAAUGAAAUCACUGUACAACUGUUGCAGCCGUACUGUUUCGCAAGUUAGUAAAACUUUUUGAAUUGA